ACAGAGAGGCGUCGCAACCGGAGUCAGUACGAGUCUCCGGGACUUUGUAACCGGAUCUACUUGAGGGAAAAGUGUAUGCUUUCUUAAAGAUAUCUUGCGUAGAUUGUCUGUGCUGUUCAUGUGGGAAUGGUACAUUCAGAUUAACUUUUUGAACACGCCCGGGUGCGGUACAAACGUCACACUGUUAAUUUCACACGCCUGUUUACUUUUUUUUUGUGAGGCUUUGCUGCGGCAUAGCAGAAUCGGAGAGACUGUCUCCACUUUGCUUCUAGUUGUUCAAACGUUCCCGGGCGUCCUGUAACCUCGAGCUGUGUGUCAAAACUGCAAAGUCAAGGCCUGUGGACACAAGAAGCCUGGGAUGGAAGCCAAUUCGGUGGAGGGUUGCUGCAGAGGCCGACUGCACUGGUUGGUAGCUGGAACCCAGAUCCUUGGGCUGGCUUCAGUGAUCAUGACUGGUGUGUGGCUAGGUCACUAUCAAGGAGGCUUUGCAUGGGAUGGAACUGCUAACCAGUUCAAUGUCCACCCUCUGUGCAUGGUGAUUGGAAUGGUCUUCCUCUAUGGAGAUGCAAUCCUGGUGUACAGAACACUCAGAAACGAGGGUAAAACCACACUGAAGGUGAUUCAUGCAUUCAUCCAUCUGAUUGCACUGGUGGCCGUCAUUGUGGGUGUAGUGGCUGUGUUUGAUUUCCAUGCAGCGAACAAUAUCCCCGACCUGUACAGCCUUCACAGCUGGUGUGGCCUCUCCAUCAUCAUUCUCUUCUGCUUACAGUGGGUUAUGGGACUGGCCUUCUUCCUGUUUCCUGGAGUGACCUACUCACUGCGAGCUAUCUACUACCCCUUCCACGUGUACUUUGGACUGGCACUUUUUAUUCUGUCCAUUGGCACUUGCCUGAUCGGGAUCACAGAGAAGCUGUUCUUUUCUGUCAGAGACACAUACUCCAAGUUUGACCCCCAAGGAAUCCUGGCAAACACCCUGGGACUGGUGCUGGUUUGCUUCGGGUUACUGGUCACUUACAUACUGACCCGCAACGAGUGGAAGCGUUCAGCAAGCCCCGAGGAGGAGGCCCUGUCCCUGCACUUCAAAACCCUGACUGAGGAGGGAAGUCCCGGCCCAGUGCCGAGCCAGUGAAGGUCAAUGAUCAAAUCGAGAGCGUGAAGUUAAAAAGUCAUAUCAAUGUGGUGUAGCUGUGUGAAUGAGUGUGUGCAUGUGUAUGGAAGCAACGGAAAAUGUAGCAAGUCCGUUAACCUCUAUGUUAUUUGUUGGUUCAUGAUGUCCACACUGACUUUUUUCCUAAAUGUCAAGUUGUCCAUUUCUCCUGCCAGGUUGCAGUUUGGGUUGCUGAAUGGGGCAGUGAUCCUCUGCACCUCCUUUCUGACCACGUCCACAACUCCCUGCUUGAGUCAUUUGUCCACCCUGCUGCCAGUCUUCGUUUAGCUCUCUCUGGGCACGUGUUGUGUCACCUUCAGUGCCAUCUUCAAUACCACCGAGUUGGAAGUGGCGGGCAGGCCUGGGUUGCAGCAACACUGGCACACCAUUGCAGUAAGGGAGGGGCUGCAGGAUGUGACCUUGAUUUCAGGCCUGUGGAACGGUGUUAAGCUGAAAUGAAGGAGCUCUGAUAUCCUAGCACUGGCCACAGCGACAUAUUCACCCUGGUGCCCAAGGAGAUGGUUGACUUCGACUGUGGUUCCAAAGAAACUAUCCAGUAUUCUGUUUGGGGUCUCCUGAGGUGGUGAAGGUCACCACAUUGAUUUAAGACUGCUGUAAGUGACUCACUUGUUGAGAGGCAUUAUCACUGGUCAAAUUUUUUUCUGCACAGUUUGCUAAGCGAUUGGUAAGGAAUCAUGCUCUGUUCCUGGGCAGCCCCUGACUUGCAGCCCAAUGAAAUGCACACAGCCUGACAUAUAAAGAUAGACCUCAUUGAUCCCAGGAGACUCUCCCUCCAAUGUAUCCUAGAUCAUUAACUUAGAAAAUGAUAUGGGACCAGUUCUCAUGCAGAUGAUGCCAACCUCAAGCCAGUUCUGUAAUAACUCCUCCUCUCUACACUCCUCUCCUUUCUCUUCCCCCUCCAUUUUUUCUUGCACCCCUUCUGCCUCAUCCCCACCUCUUUUCCCCUACCUCUCUUUUUACUGCUUCAUCUAUUUUUUUUCUCUUCCUCAACCCCUCCGUCUGUCAUCUCCUCCACCUCCUUCCCAGACUACCAGGGCCUGCCCUCUGCUGCCCUGCAAGAUGGAGGCCAGUCACAUUGUUCAGUGAGCCAGCCCUGAGGCGUGCGGGCUGACUGAGGAUGGACCACUCCAAGAGGGAGAGUUAAAUGACACUGGAUGCAGGAAGAUCUGUUUGUAUCUUCUCUCCCGUGGACUCCACUUUAUUCAGUUGUGAAAUUCAAAGAAAAUUAGCACAAAGACAAAUAAUAUAGAGCAGUACAUAAUGUGUGCUUAGAAUAUGUGUACCAAAUCAAUGGCUCAAUUUAAUGUCAGAAAAUGUAUAUAGUGUACAACCUGGAAUCCUUGCUUUUCGCAGACAUCCAUGAAACAGAGAGACAAAUAAACGAUAAGAAUAAAUGAGAAAAACGUUAGAACCUCAAAGCCCCCUCCCCCACAAGCAGCAGCAAAAGCAUUAAUUCUCCUCCCAUUUGCUCCAGCAAAAGCAUCAACCCUCACAAACCCACCAAACAAUAGCAAAGUCCCCCCAGUGACCAUGAAUCCAUCAAAAGCCUCUGUCCAUCCCAACACUUCGAUGUCUCAACUGGCCCUCUCCCUCACGAGAGUGGGAGAGAGAGGUAUCACUCCUGCAGUAGACAAGAGGGAAGACUAACAGCUUGCUGUUUCCAUGUUACAAUCUGCAAUUUGAAUGUUACAAUCUAAUUUAUUUUGAUUUCCAUGUUAGUUGGUACACAUAAUAUGUGUUGCUUUAUAUCAUUUUUGUUGGUGCUAAAUUUCUUUAGAGGGCCAAAUUUGCCCAACUCUGUGCCUCUGUAAAUGGGAAUCCACAUUCUAGCUGCCCCUUUGCUAUCGCAACAUCUGAGUAAAGUGGUGUGAAUCUGGUUGUGAUCCCACAUCUAUGUACAUCCAUGAAUUUUGGAUCCUUUGGGCUUGUGUAGGAGAUAUUAUUAAACAGCUUCUUUUGCUGGUCUUUGAAAAUACUGAAGACAUUCUAGAUCCUGAUCUAGUGUUACAUAUUCCUAGUGAUUAUUUUUUACAAAGGUUCCUGCCAUUGAGUAUCCCAUUUGCACCACUGGUCAUCAGAUAAAUCCAUUCCAUCUCAGUUUUACCAAGUUAAAUGACUUGAAAUGAAUAGUGGUGAGGUUAUACAGCUCAGAAACAGGCUCGAUAUCCAUGCUGACCAAGGUGUCUGUCUGAGCUGUUGGAUAGUGCAAAACUGCCCAGAGUUCUCCAGCCCCAAUGGUGUUUUUAAAUUUUUAAAUGCCCUGUUAUUUUUCUCCUGGGAAAUUUAAGGACUUCAGGCAAUGCUGGAGAAGUGAAGGCCUAGGUCACGGAAUUGAGGAAACCAUCCACUUGGAAAACGGGAAUUAUUUUCAGUAUUUUGUUUUGCUCCCUUUUGCACAUCUCCAAAGAUGGGGCAAGUGGUUCAAAAGUGAAAGCAGGGAUCAUGGAAGUGCUCAUCAGGGCAGGCACCGACUGUGGAGAGAGGAGCGGUUUUGGGCUGGAGCCUGCUCUCUCCACAGGGAGACGAAAGAUCCGUAAAUCCCAUCCACUGGGAGUAUGGAAGACUGUCCUCAGAGCACCCUAACCGCACCUCGCCAAUGAGCCGAUGCAAAUCUUGUUCCAAAAAGAGCAGGUCCCUGCAGCGAUGCCAGUAACCCACCUGUCCCGUCUUGAAACACGAACCAAGGAGUCUAUAACACAUGCGCAAGUCAAGGGGUGUGAUGAAACCCCAAGGCGCAAUGAAGGUGAAGUGUGACUCCAACGCUGUACAGCACUGUCUUUAUCAUCCCAACAAAAUUGCAUCCGCUGCUCCGCAAUUAUCCCCACAUCUCCAUGUUAAUUUAAAAUGGGAUUAUUUUAAUUUAAUAGGAUUUAAUUUAGCUAAUUUAAUUUAAAGGGAUUUGGUGGGCAGGUUUACACUGCUGCUGGUCUUAUGGGCAUGGUUAAUGUGUUGAUAUUUAACCCAACCUGGAUUAACUCCACACACAAAAUGCUGGAGGAAGUCAGUGCCAUGUAGCAUCUAUGGACUUCAGACUCCUAAUGAGGAGCCAUGGCCCAAAACGUCACCUGUUUAUCCCCCUCCAUAGAUGCUGCCUGGCCUGCUGAGUUUCUCCAGCAUUUUGCAUGUGCUCCUCAAAGUUUCCAGCAUUUGCUGAAUCUCUUGUGUGUCUGAAUUUGCUCCUGCAGCAUUUGCAGGUACUGCACGAAGGGAGAUUUACUGUGCAGCAACUGUGGAGAAAACAGGCCAUUUCAAGCAUAGAUCCACUAAAAAAUGGGCCUAGGCCAAAUCCCUCACCAUCUUCAUAGACAUUUCUUUACCAGCUGACUACUGUAUUUUCUAGGCUAUGUUUACAUGCCAUUUCUGACUGUCCUGUUCAUGCAGUUUUAAAAAUGUGUUGAUACUUUUGUGAGGUUCCAGGUUUUAGAAGCAGAGAAUACACAUCAACAACGAGAGGGUUUGAACAGUUUGCCUGUAAUUCAUAGAACUCGUUCACUGGGUUCAGCUCUGGUAAUAUAGCCUAGUGAUUUCGCAGGCAGUAUGUCCACUUUUGUCUUAAAUGUCUAAUACCAGGAAGGAGCAGUGCAGGUUUCAGCAGGCUGCAAAGAAAUUGGACUUAUUAUUUGUUUAUCUUUCCAUGAACAGUUUCAGCGACUGAUUUAUGUCUAUUGGUUUAGAACUUGUGUACUUUGUUCCAUGUAAUAUUAUUAUCGUCUUAAGUAAAUGUUGCAACACA
This is a messenger RNA of Hypanus sabinus (Atlantic stingray), 4901 nucleotides long. It is a transcript of the gene cyb561, whose product is annotated as transmembrane ascorbate-dependent reductase CYB561. Lineage: Eukaryota; Metazoa; Chordata; Chondrichthyes; Myliobatiformes; Dasyatidae. The transcript is spliced from 6 exons. Bases 359 to 1129 code for a protein of 256 amino acids. Gene Ontology annotation, molecular function: oxidoreductase activity. The record is from RefSeq and is a predicted model, not a curated record. Gene Ontology annotation, cellular component: lysosomal membrane.